Messenger RNA from Venustampulla echinocandica, 2460 nucleotides. Its product is annotated as DNA helicase. The record is from RefSeq and is a predicted model, not a curated record. Bases 1 to 2460 code for a protein of 819 amino acids. The transcript has 5 exons. Gene Ontology annotation, biological process: DNA replication; double-strand break repair via break-induced replication; DNA replication initiation. Gene Ontology annotation, cellular component: nucleus; MCM complex. NCBI's taxonomy places the organism in Eukaryota, Fungi, Ascomycota, Leotiomycetes, Helotiales, Pleuroascaceae. Gene Ontology annotation, molecular function: single-stranded DNA helicase activity; single-stranded DNA binding; ATP hydrolysis activity.
AUGGCGCUCCUACAAUUCAGAGCACCUGUCAAUUAUGAGGAACAUCAGAAGGCAUUCGAGGACUUCCUUCAGACAUUCAAAACGACUCCAACCUCUGCAAUUACCCAUGCGCUGGGGGGGAUGAAUAUUGAUCAAGAUGAUUUGAGCGACGAGUAUGACUUUAUGGAUGACGACGAUGUCCAAGGACAAAAUGCGCGCCGGCAAACAAGUUCCCAAUCAAAGAUGCCUAAAUUGAAAUACCUGGAUUUAUUGCAGAAGGUCGCAGACAGAUAUGAGGACGAGAUCACGAUCGACUUAGAUGAUGUUGCAAAGGCCGACCAGCAAUUAGAAGCGAACGGAACCCCAAUGAAGCUAAUUGAGUCCAUCGAGACCAACGCUAAGCAUUAUCUCGAUAUCAUGGCGAAAGCAGUAGAUGCAAUCAUGCCCGAACCCACGAGAGAUAUUAACUAUAAAGAUGAUGUCCUUGAUACCCUCAUGACACAGCGAACUGCCCGCAAUAAUGCCCUGAUGCGCGCCGCAGCCGACCAGACGGAUCUUACAGUGGAGCCUGAAUUGUUCCCAGCUGAAUUGACACGGAGAUAUACGCUCAAUUUCAAGCCCCGCACCAGCGAGGGUGAACCCUUGAAGGCAUUGGCAGUGCGACAAGUGCGGGGAGAGCACCUCGGCCACCUAAUCACGGUGCGGGGAAUUACCACCAGAGUCUCAGAUGUCAAGCCCACAGUGGAAGUGAAUGCAUAUACUUGCGAACGCUGUGGAUGUGAAAUUUUCCAGCCCGUUAACUCCAAGACGUUCGGGCCACUUGUUGAAUGUCCCUCGCAGGACUGCACAACCAACCAGACCAAAGGUCAGCUAGUCCACUCUACACGAGCAUCAAAAUUUCAACCAUUCCAGGAAGUGAAGAUCCAGGAGAUGGCCGAGCAGGUUCCAGUGGGCCAUAUUCCUAGGAUGUUGACCAUUCUCUGUCAUGGUGCUCUCGUCCGUCGGAUUAACCCAGGGGAUGUUGUGGAUGUAGCGGGUAUCUUCCUACCUACGCCAUAUACUGGAUUCAAGGCAAUCCGGGCUGGACUACUAACAGAUACGUAUCUGGAAGCGCAACACAUAACCCAGCACAAGAAAGCUUACGAAGAUUUGGCAAUGGACAGUCGAGUUUUCAAUCGCAUUGAACAACAACUUUCAUCAGGCAACAUCUAUGAGACACUAGCCAAGUCGAUUGCGCCUGAAAUUUAUGGCCAUUUGGACGUAAAGAAAGCCCUUCUAUUGCUGCUUGUCGGUGGCGUGACCAAGGUUAUGGGCGACGGCAUGCGAAUCAGGGGAGAUAUAAACGUCUGUUUGAUGGGUGAUCCUGGAGUGGCCAAAUCCCAACUGUUGAAAUAUAUCACAAAGGUGGCCCCGCGAGGGGUAUAUACGACUGGUCGAGGUAGCAGCGGCGUUGGUCUAACUGCGGCCGUGAUGAAAGACCCCGUUACCGAUGAGAUGAUCUUGGAAGGUGGUGCUUUGGUCCUCGCUGAUAAUGGAAUCUGCUGUAUUGAUGAGUUUGAUAAGAUGGACGACAGCGACAGAACCGCCAUCCACGAGGUCAUGGAACAACAAACCAUUUCCAUCUCCAAGGCUGGAAUCUCUACAACUUUGAAUGCACGAACCUCGAUCCUCGCAGCAGCAAAUCCACUUUAUGGCCGCUACAAUCCUCGCAUCUCUCCAGUCGAGAAUAUUAACCUGCCCGCUGCCCUUCUUUCCCGUUUCGAUGUUCUUUUCCUCAUUCUCGAUACUCCCUCUAGAGAUACAGAUGCUCUCCUCGCCCGCCAUGUCACAUAUGUCCACAUGAAUAACAGGCACCCAGACACGGAUGGUCUUGUCUUCACCCCCCACGAAGUUCGCCAAUACGUCGCCCAAGCCCGAACCUUCCGACCGAUCGUCCCGACGUCAGUCUCGGAAUAUAUGGUUAAAGCAUAUGUCAAGAUGCGUGAACAGCAAUCGCGAGAUGAGAAAAAUAAGAAGCAAUUCGCUCAUACUUCGCCGCGUACACUUCUUGGUGUUCUCCGUCUGUCGCAGGCCCUAGCACGUCUUCGAUUCAGCGAGGAAGUAGUCCAAGAUGAUGUAGAUGAAGCUCUACGCCUCAUCGAGGCAAGCAAAGAAAGUUUGUACCAGGACCAGGAUGGAUAUAGAAGAGAUAUGUCCCCCAGCUCGCGUAUUUACAAUAUGGUGCGUGCCCUAGCCGAAGCAGGGCAGUGCCGACCGGAUGAUGCAGACGACGACGAUGAAACGCUAGGUAUGGAAUUGAGUAUGAAGAAGGUGGAAUAUCGGGUUAUUGCCAAAGGCUUUACCAAGGAUCAGUGGCAGACAGCCGUUUUGGAGUAUACCAAUCUCGAUAUCUGGCAAACGGCAGGUAAUGGUACAAGACUUAUUUUCAUCGUCUCAGAGGCGGCGCAUCUGGCCCGGGACGCUGAGUUUGAGAUGGAGUAA